AUGGCAGAUCUCCAAAUCCAUGCAAAUUUGGCCAUCGCCGCCGCAGCCGUUUUCAUCCCAGUAUGUUUCGCAACAGUAGGCCUACGAAUCUACGCUCGACAUUUGAAAAAGGUGGGAUUGGGCGCGGAUGAUUAUCUGAUCAUGGGUGCAUUGGUUUUUGUAAUCGGCAUGGGCGUCGCUAUAAUGGCUGAGGUCGGACUCAAACAAUUGGGAUAUCCAGCACCGGCUCCAUCCACACAAAUCGGGAAACCUAAUUCGAACGUCGCAUUCUGGCCCGGCGAGCUUCUCCAAAUACCCGCCCUCGGCCUCGUCAAACUCUCCCUAAUAUUCUUCUACCGCCGCGUCUUCAGCCGCAACGCCGCUCCCCGCUUCAACAUCGUCACUUGGUUUAUGAUAUGCAUCAUCAUCAUCUGGACUCUUUCCUUCUUCUUCUCCAUCCUCUUUAUUUGCGGCACGGAUUUCUCGGCUUAUUGGACUAGUACGAUUGUGGAAAAGGCUCAUUGUGUCGAUACGGAUAAAUUGCAUAAUGCGUUUGCGAUUAGUGAUGUGGUGACGGAUUUUGUCAUUAUAAGUUUGCCGGUUCCGAUGAUCUUCGGUCUCCAUCUCACCGUUGCCCGUAAAAUCGGUAUUCUAGCCAUCUUCUCCCUCGGAGCUCUUACCAUUGCCGCCUCCAUCGUACGAAUGAUAGUAUUCAUCGAAGCCACGGCCGUAAACUACGAUCCCCACGCCGACUUUGAAUUCAUCUGCACCUCGGGUCUCUACUGGUCCCUCAUCGAAUCCGCCCUCGGCAUCAUCGCCGCCUGUCUCCCCGCACAAUACGGUCUCCUCAACACGCCCGGCGUCCAGUCCCUCGUCGCCAGCGUUCAAUCCGCCAUCUCCUUGCGUUCCAUGCGAAGUAGUAGUCAGCACCCCAACCACAGUCCUAACCACAGUCAUGAAUUUGCUGUGCAUGGGGAUCCGAGAAACGCAUUUGCUAAUGGAAACGGAAAUGGAAAUGCAAAUAAAAUGUACUAUAGUGGAGCCUCAGAAUCGAAAUUAGAACCCUGGACAUCGGGUCAUACGUAUGGAAGCGAAACGCAGCAUAUCACGGCGCAUGCGGAAGGGCCGGCGAGGUAUGAGCGCGAAGGAGAGUUGGAGGAGGGAAGAGAGAUGGGGGUGCAGGGGAGAGAGGGCGUAAAUUUGAAUUUGAAGAGUCAGAGUGGGAUUGUGGUGACGAAUAGUUUUGAGAGUAAGGAGGGGUUGGCGUAG
Molecule: messenger RNA, 1248 nt
Organism: Sclerotinia borealis F-4128
Lineage: Eukaryota; Fungi; Ascomycota; Leotiomycetes; Helotiales; Sclerotiniaceae
Source: the annotation of a GenBank genome assembly